UACAGGAUACUAGUUACAAAAAUAGAAUAUCAAAACCAACUUUACUCUGUGAUUUGUCAUAGAGAUUUUAAGAUGUGGAAAUUUAUGAUCAAUUUAGUAUAUAUGGGGCUAUGGGCUGGCUUUAGACUCAGUCUUGUGAAUUGCACAAUACAUUACAGUACAAGUGAAUAUUGUUAUGGGGAAAUCGAAUCUUUUAUACAAGAUUCACGCAGUUGUGAAUUUCAGCUUCCAUAUAUUUAUUUUUCCAACUUGAUAGUUCGAGAUUCUAAUUUCUCAUCAUGCAACACAACUUGUCGGAUUAUCAUAUCAGUAGAAAACAAACGGUACAAUGUCAAAACUAGAAAAAUCCGUAUUUCUCAAGUAUAUGCAACAUUUACUGGAGACAUUGAUAGAAACAAUUUUACAAUAAAGCAUUAUUUCUGUGGAACUGAAUUCAACUAUAAUCGGAAAUCAGAGAUGUACGUAUUGUGUGGACUAAGGAAAGGGGAAAAGUUGCUUGGUGACGCAUGCCAAACAAACGAGGAUUGUACCGGAACUCCAAACGCCGGGAUUUGUAGACACCAAGAAAACUUCUAUAUCCGUGGGAAGUGUCAUUGUAAUGAUGGCUUUACGGAGUUUUCAAAUCGAUGUCUACAAGAAAACAGACGCCUUCAUGAGCAUUGCGAAGAAGACAUACAAUGUAAUGGAACAGAGAACGCAUCAAAAUGUUCCUUAAACUCUUGUACAUGUGAAGAAGACUUUAUCGACUUUCGGAAUAAAUGUCUAAACUAUUCUGUGGGGCUUGGUGACGAAUGUACACUCCAUGCACAAUGCCUUAACAAUGGACUGCUAACUCAUUGUUCUCCAGGAAAGCUUAACAAUGUCUGUGCCUGCAUGGAAUCGUAUAUUAAAGUUGAUCAUCAAUGCAUGUUAGAAUUGUAG
Molecule: messenger RNA, 921 nt
Organism: Saccostrea cuccullata (small rock oyster)
Lineage: Eukaryota; Metazoa; Mollusca; Bivalvia; Ostreida; Ostreidae
Exons: 8
Coding region: 73-921 (282 amino acids)
Source: RefSeq, a predicted model, not a curated record